AUGAUCUCAUUUCGAGAACGCAAAAAGUUUGCCGUCGAAAGAGAGAGACUCGUCGCUCUCGGAGCAUCAACCAGCGAAACUCGGCCAUGUGUUCGUUGGCGGCAUCGUGAAUUUGAACCCUCGCGAGCUGCACCCAUCCGCAGCUCACGUCGCUCAUCGCGGCUCAAAUCGUCCGGAAAUUCAGUCUCGUCAUCAAUUUCAUCCUGAAUCAUAGAAUGCGCGGUUAAUAGACUAACAAUAAAUGCUGUCGCGAGGUUCGCGCCUCGCUGUACUUUGGCGUCGCUCCCUGGAAAGUCGAUUUUUUGCCAACGCUCGCUUGCUCGCUUACUCGCAAAGCGAAACUGCAAUGGACGCGGACAUUUGUGCGUUUUCUUAUAAUUGCACGUUGAUGCGUCAACGUGCGCUUUCGCAAGCGACUUUCUCCGCAUCGUUCCGUUUCUCGUUUCCCGUUUCGUCGCGAGCGACGCCGAUCGAAUUCGUCGUGUCUUCUUUGUGCCGUUCUCGCGCCCCCGUUGUCAUCGCGCGGAUGGAAAGACCGGAAAAGCUCAGUUUCCACCGACGUGGCAAGCUUGUGUGCACACGGACACACAAUAAUCGUCGUGUCACGGGAAAACCCGUUCGUGCGCUCUUCCGUUUCAAGGAACGAGCGAGUGUGCGCUCCUUCGUCGCGAGUAACAAUACGUUGAAAAUCGACGCUAUUCGGAAUUACUCGCAUUUGCAAAUUGCAAAUAAGCCCAAAAUUUUGUUUUGUCAAAAAAGCGCCUCGAACGUGGAUUUAUAAGCACGCGAUGCGAUGUCGCAUUUGACUUGUAAGUGUUUAAACGUGUACAAGACAGACUCGAAAAGCAAAACAUCAUUUGAGAAGAAACGAGGAGGACAUCAAACCAGUGCCAGCCUAGCAUCACCGAAGUGGCGGUCGAAGAAAGUUCCAACAUGAGGGGGUCUAAAAGAGACUGGGUCUUCAGAGUCCAGGUACCCGACCUGGAGAAGAACGAAGUCGUCUAUGUGGUGGGAAAUCUACCUGAACUAGGUGCUUGGAACCAUAACCAGGCUAUUCUGCUGUCACAGGAACACAACAGUCGCAGGGAAUCUCCCGUGUUGUUUGAUAGUAACAGCAGUGGCGAGUUUUAUAGCAGCGAUGGAGAUGCAGCUGACAAUGCAGCUGAUGGCAUAUUUAACGAUGAGGCAGAAAGAGAACGAAUUUUCUCAGAGAAGAUUGCUUUACCUAUCGAUGCUGAUGUCGAGUUCCGAUACUUUAUAGCUGUUGUCUGUCAAUCAAACGGCACUAAAAAUUCGGCCAAGACUCUGAUUAUCCGCAGAUGGGAGACUCACAUGACACCACGAUUGAUUAGAAGAAAUACACCAAGCAAUUUUGAUAACGAUACCUUGCCGGAUCCAGAGAAAUUCGGCUAUCACAAUAAUUAUUGCAAGGUUGAGCGAGGCUGGCUGACAGAUGAGACUGUGAUACAAUUUAAACUUUUUAAUAAUCCCGUUAAGCUGUGGAAAAACCGGCUGCAAAACAGAAAAGUUCAAAUUAAGAUGACACCCGUAAACCUAGUUAGGCACAAUUCCUUAGAACUGCAACAGUUUGGAGGAGACUGUGUAGAUGACAGUCUUUCUAUGGAUACGCAGGAUAUCGUUGAUCAACCCGCUUUUACCAGUAUUACAGAGAUUGCUGUGAUGAACGAUGAAGAGGCUAGAUUCAAGAGCCAGGAGCAGUUUGGUCGUCCUUACAAUGAAGAUGAAUUUAUGAUCUUCAAUGUUGCCGUUCGGUAUCCCGAAACGAUCGCGUACUUAGUGGACUACUACGUGUACAGCUCAAGAUGUUUCCCAGGAGAACCACCAAAUCACAUUGGUUUCAGCUACAUCUUGCCUAGUACUUUACAACCCAGUGUCGGGCUUCUAACUGUACCAAUUACUAGCACGAAACACAGACCUAUUGGACAACUGACAGUGGAAUACGUUGUCAUAAAGCCAAUUCCGGACUAUCCAUGGGACAUGAGCAUUUCGUACGCGAAACACUGGGAGCAGCGGUGGUCCGGCUUAGACGUAGGACACAGAGGGCUUGGCACAUCUUUCAAGUUCGAAACGAAGAACUGUGCAAACGUGCGUGAGAACACGAUCGCCUCUUUGAAGACCGCGUCCUAUCAUGGUGCGGAUAUGGUCGAGUUCGAUGUUCAGCUAUCAAAGGACAUGAUACCUGUGAUCUACCAUGACUUUUAUGUAUCCAUCUCGCUGAAGCGCAAGAAGCAGAUAGAGGCUAUGGAUAUGUUGGAGAUACCCGUGAAGGAUCUUACUUUGGAACAGUUGCAUCUGCUCAAGGAUUGUUGUUACCCGUUGAAGGAUUCGUUGGGUAAGGUGCUCUAUUUCGUUGAUAAAGCUGAGCAGGGGGUUAACAAACUGGUUUAUCACGUGGCCGAAGGACGAGAGAAGAAUCCGCGAUUCUUCGAUGAGGAUUUGGAGGAUCAUCAGCCCUUCCCUAUGCUGCAAACUGUACUCCAGGAACUCGAGCAACACGUAGGGUGCAACAUCGAAAUCAAAUGGACCAUGCAGUUAAAGGAUGGCACAUUCGAGCUCAAUCAUCCAUUCGAUCUCAAUAUAUACCUAGAUAUCAUACUGAAAGUAGCAAUGGAAUACGGGGGCGACCGGAAGAUCGUGUUCUCUUCGUUCAAUCCAGAUAUAUGCGCGAUGAUCCGUCUCAAACAGAACAAAUAUCCAGUGGUGUUCCUAACGCAAGGUAUUACAUCGAAGUAUCCGACUUACCACGACCCGAGGUGCCAAACGAUACCGAUGGCCAUGAGACACGCAUUGGCCGCGGACAUCCUCGGGAUUAACGUCCACACUGAAGAUAUCCUUCGAGAUCCGUCUCAAGUCAAGUUAGUCAAGGACGCGGGAUUAAUCAUUUUCUGCUGGGGUGACGACAACAAUGAUAAGGAUACCAUUCAACAUCUGAAAAAACUCGGCUUGCAUGCGGUCAUAUACGAUAAAAUCGAUGAAUACAAUGCAAAGGAAGUGAAGGAGAGUAUAUUCUUGGUGGACGCUAGAGAAAGUCAGAAGGAGCUGAUAGCUUUGGCGCAUUGCAGUCAAACGCCGCAGAUCUCAACUCCGCUCAACACAGACAAGGAAUAUUACUUGGAUCGACCAUCAACGACAACAUCGCUCGCAAAGAACGCUAUUAAUAGCGGCGGUGAUAGUAUAUAUCCUGUGCCAGGCUUAAAGUUGCCAAGCAACUGCGAGGAGAGCAGGGAGAUUAGCGAGAUCACCAAGGAUUUCAGUGUUUGCGCGAGCACCUUCGGCCAUUCGAUGAAGGCGAAGAGCAUAUCGGAGCUGGUGUGCCGACAACCCAGCGAGAUUUCUGGAGAGGAUGAGGCAGCGAAGGAUUGCCUUUGAUGUUUUUCUUUCAAGAAAGCUUUUUUCUCGUGGUUUUGAUAGAAACGUAUCAUCGAGAGAGAGGGACCCUACACCAACACGAAAAAUGAACAUUUUUGUAAUUUAUAAUGCGCUACGUAUACAUAGUUGAUAGGCCGAAGUAUUACCGAGGAUUCGUCUGUAUUUCUGAGAUUUGUAUAACGCUAGGUCAUUCUACGAGCUGUAUAUAAAAUAAUCGGAAGUCCGAACGAUUAAUGUUACUCUGUGUUUUGUCAGAAAAGAAAAGAAGAACUAAGAUAAUUGUCAAUACCUUACGUUUUAAUGUUAAAUGUAGUCGUAUGAUUUGUAGUAUGUAGUUUACUGCGCGCAACUAUAAAUUCCACAUUAAAUUUUUUAAUGUACAAGUAAUAAAACGAUCACAUAAAAGUUAAUGUGAGAUCGGAGACUUUAAGUUUUCCUUACAAAUCACAGAGUAAUAUUGCUUGUUCCCGCUUUCAAAUAUCGAUAUACUAUGCGAUGUGCGAAGAAAAAUUGUCCGAUUUACUUCAGAUCACGUACCAUUCCUUCAAUCGGUCUACUUUUUCGCACAUUGUACGGCAUGUGUCGGAAAAAGCGUGUAGCCGAAUACUUCUGAACAAAUGUGAAAUCGAUUUUUCUUCAGUGACAAUUGUUCAGGUAGAAAUUUGAAAAUAUUAAAUGCCAUUAUAGAUAGUCGUUAUAUACGCAAUAUUUAAGUAAUAUUUAUUUUUUAUUUGUUGGAAUGUUACAAUUUUCGGUUUAAAAAGAGAAAACUGAAAUACAAAGUUAGAUAAUGGGAUCGAAACUACGAGAAACUCGAAGCUUUGAAGAAUCUAGACGCGCGAAAACUUAAAACAUUAACUUUCUAAAUGUUCCAAGAUUAGAAUUAAGUAUGAAAGAAGAUGUAGAAAUUCAGAUUUGUUAUAUUGUAUCUAAAAGUGUUAACAUUUAGAAAUUCAAAAAUCUAAAAAAUACUUUAUUGACAAUAGUUGGUCAAUUAAUAGCCGGAUGGUAUUUUCUCUAUGGCAAAAAUCGAAAGCAAAUUGUUCAAAGCACAAGCUGCCGGCUUACAACUAUUUCCACACACCCUAGUAUGCAUCCUAGUACUUUCUAACAAGGACCUUUUCAGUGCUAAUGAAUUCGACGCAAGCUGUAGAAAAAGAUUCAAACUCCCACGGGCUCGUUGAGCUGACGCGGAAGUUACGUUUUUAGUACAAAUGUCUUCAGGUAUAUCUUUAUUUAGAAUCAGGAAGAAACAUUCGCUCCUCCCGUAUUUCUUCCGCUAAUCGAUUUGGAUGUUAUAUUAUUAGGGAAAAAAAGAGCAAAACAAGAAAAAGAGCACGAUAAAGAGAACAGGUUGCUCGUUACUCGGAGAGCACGCAAUGCCAUUAGUUGAUACACUUUUUACGAGCUGUCGAAUAAAAAAUCACGCGAGAGCGAGUGAAUCCUCGCCCCAUGCCUCGAAUUGCCUUUUUGACAGCUGUACCUCAAGUUUUAAUAAUAUUGUAAGGUAAACUCCUCUAUUUUUCGUAGUCACACAUAGGAAAUACUUCAUUUAUAUGUCAUCCGACACGCGUGCGCGCGCGCGUUCGCACGAGACAAUGCUAUCUAAACGCGCGUUACUCGACCAGCGUGAAGACGCUCGAAGGAAAUAAAGGAAAAUCAUUUUAACGCCCAGACAUUUUUUUAUUUUUUUUUUAUUUCAUUUUCUUUCGCUUCUCUACACCGAUGAUGAGUCGGUGAUGUGCAGUUUUGCUCAUUCUGAAUAGUCUUACGCUAUCGAAUGAUUUUUGCAGUCUCUUCGUGAUGGUUCGCCCAACUUGACAGACGCUCGAUUUUCAGGCUGACUGCUCGGCCAAGGAACUCGUCACUGGAAAUUAUUUUCGAUGACUAAAUCUCUAAAAUGUGCAGUCAGCCGUUCGUACUUUGAAUUCGCACCAAGUGCGAUCGAAAGCAUCAUCACCCACUUUCUAAGAACAGUUGUUUCCCGUGCAUCAUGUUCCCUCGAAGGGAAUGGCGCAUCUGAACCCUUCAACCGAUAGCCUUGUCCAUCUAUAAUGACUGAUAAUGACAUGUACGAGCCGAACUCGUCGCGCCGUCCGCUUCUUCGACUUUUGAUAACAUGAUAAUUCGCAUCUCUUUCACGACAGGCAAAAAUGCUAAGAAGUUUGCCGCGAAUAAACAGAAAACCAACGCUUUGCGCGCGGAAUUACUUAUUACGAUCAAACAUUAAGAUCCUUGUAAGAUAUUUGUCUGUUGACAUCACUGAAGCUUGGCCUGAAAUUAAUCGACGAAAAGGGCAAAAAUUAGAUUAUGGAAUUAUUGGACAGAAUUGGACUAUUAACAUUUAACAAUGACUGGCGAGAUGAAAAACAAUAAAUCACAAAACUGACGGAACUGUUGAAUAUGGAGAGGAUACGCAUAAACGACUGAUCUCGCAAUGACUGGACGUGCAUCUUUGAAAUAGUUAUACUGAAAUACUAAUUAUUAUUAAUAUUAUUAUAAUAGUAAUAUAAUAGUAAUUAAUAUCGUAGUGUUGUCGGUACUGUUAUAAUAAUUUAAUAAUAUAUAGCAUCUACUGUUAAUAUUAACAAUACUGCAAUAUGAUAAUGGUAAUAUCGCGAGACGAUGCAACCGAAACCCAGUUUGGACGCUUCGCACCGCAAAGGGUUGAUCUAUCGGCUGAAGGGUUGAAUAGAAAUACAGACACACACACACACACACACACACACACACAAUACGUGUACGCGAGCAACUUUUUAAAAUUUUUCACAGAGAAGAUAAUGUGUACUGCAUUGUGGUAGUAAAAAGUUAUACGACUGCAGAGCGAUUGUAUCAAUCGUCGAGACUCUGGCACUGUAUAGUACAUUUGUUGAUGGAUAUAAUAGCAAAGUAUACACGAUCUAUACGUUACUAUGACAUUACACAGCAUUAGGCGGGGGGUGGUUAAUUCAUUUCUUUUUCAUUUCAGUUGCCCUGCAGAGGCUGAGUGUCUUUUUAACCCUUUGCGUCCAACGCGAGUAAUUGAUAAAUCAAUGAUAAUAAGAUAUCACCGGUGAAUCCCCCGGCAGAAAUAAAUACCGAAUAAAACGGAAGAAAAAUCAGAUUAUUAUUACUAAUAGUUUUUUAGAGCCACCAAUGAAUAAUUACCGCAUUGAUAAUAAAAUGAUAUCAUAUCAUUAACGUACAUAAAGCAUUUGGAGUGCAAAGGGUUAACUCAGGAGAAGCUUAGAGCUUAAAUAUUCUGAUUCAAGAUAAUAAUAGUUUUACACAUUGAGCAUUUGUAAAUAAUGUGAGAAAGUGUUUAAGGCAUUUAAUAAUAUUUAUAAAAACAUUUUUCAAAUUUAAUUUUAAAUUACCAUUAAAUUUCUUAUGUAAUGUAUAAAAUUAUAUCUGAUGAAAUAAGAAAAAGAAAAGUCGAACAUAAUUGUAAAACUCCAUGUAUUUAUUUGUCUAAAACUGUUACUAAAUUAAAUUUAAGUUAAAUUGAAUAUACAUGUAGUUAAAAACAAUUCUUUCUCAUUUUAUAUAAUAAACAUAUUGUAUAAUCAAUUUUAAUAUAUUUAUUAAGAAGGAACAAUUUGUUUUUUCCUGUUCAACAAUUGAUCUUGUGCUAUUUGAGUUCUAAGCGACUCCGUGCACUAGUUAGCGAACUUAAACAAUUUUGCAAGAUUGACACAUUACGCCAUUACGGCUAAAACGUUCCGGUCUCCGAACUGUUUAACCGAUAAGCGUAGCUAAGAUUUCUAAUAACGCGUUUAUCUAUCUUCACUUUCAUUUUAUUUACGUUAUAUGAUACAACGAUGAAAAGAAUUGAAGUAAUUUAUUCUUGCCGACAUAAUAAAACAUUUGUAUUA
Messenger RNA from Ooceraea biroi (clonal raider ant), 7244 nucleotides. Its product is annotated as glycerophosphocholine phosphodiesterase GPCPD1. Lineage: Eukaryota; Metazoa; Arthropoda; Insecta; Hymenoptera; Formicidae. The record is from RefSeq and is a predicted model, not a curated record. Gene Ontology annotation, molecular function: glycerophosphocholine phosphodiesterase activity; starch binding. Gene Ontology annotation, biological process: glycerophospholipid catabolic process.